This is a messenger RNA of Daktulosphaira vitifoliae (grape phylloxera), 1612 nucleotides long. It is a transcript of the gene Sobp, whose product is annotated as sine oculis-binding protein homolog B. NCBI's taxonomy places the organism in Eukaryota, Metazoa, Arthropoda, Insecta, Hemiptera, Phylloxeridae. The record is from RefSeq and is a predicted model, not a curated record. Gene Ontology annotation, biological process: animal organ development. The coding region runs from base 252 to 1403 and encodes 383 amino acids. The transcript has 5 exons. Gene Ontology annotation, cellular component: nucleus.
UUUACUGCACACCGACCACUCCAAUUUUAGUGCGCGCACAUGCACUGGUCAUGUCUUUUUUAUCAAACUAGAAAUUUGCAUUAUUAUGUAGUUUAAACGAACUCGUACAAAUUAAAAACAUUUUGUAAUUAAGUUACUGAAAAUAUCGAGUAUUAAAAUGUUUAAUGAAUGCAGUUUUCAUUAUAAAUUUAAUCUUUUCUAUAAAAAUUGUUUAAUUAUAACUGUAAAAUCGUAAACUAUAGUAGUAUAAAAUGAAUAGGAAUAUCAGAAAAAAAUCAAAUUCUGCCUGUAAAAAAUCUAUUAAAAAUGAGAAUCCGGAUGAAGAAAUUAAAGAGUACGUUAAAACUACUAUGAACGAAAUGCUUGGAUGGUACGGCUAUGAUAAAAUAAAUUCUAAAGACUGCUCUUUACAAAGUGUUAAUCUAGUCAAAAUGAAAAAAAUAUAUAGAAGUCGAUCGGGGAGCACAGAACCAGAUACAUCGUCAGAUGAAUAUGUCAGUCCACAAUCUCCUAGCACGAUAUCGAGUUCUCCGACCGAACAAAUGCUGUGUGGGUGGUGCGACAAAACAAUAGCUUCAAAAGCUUUUACAUUCUGCACGAAUGAGCCUAAUAAUGAAAAAGUAUUCUGUUCCGAACAAUGUUUUUCGCAAUACCGACGGGCGAACUUCAAACGAAAUAAGACAUGUGAUUGGUGUAGACAUCUAAGGCAUACAGUGAAUUGUGUAGACUUCCAAGACGGCGACCAUCAGCUCCAAUUCUGCAGUGACAAAUGUCUGAAUCAAUAUAAAAUGAAUAUUUUUUGCAAGGAAACCCAAGCACAGUUAGAAUUACAUCCACACCUGCAAAAUACCUCAAUGCCUGAAAAUUUAUGCAAGUCGUUAGAACCUAGUUUACCACUUAUUACACCUGACCUGUGGCUAAGAGACUGUCAUUCACCACCCAACCAAUCACAGUCGCCGCAAAGUUCUUAUUCUCCUCUUACGCCAGUAGUAACUACUCAAUUGCGUGUCUCCAAUAAGUUGUUUGACCGUCCCACUCGUAAGCGCAAACGACAAACGCCAAUUGAAGAAGUAACGCCGCCACCUGUGUACUCGCAUUGUCAAAAUCAUGCUCCAUUAUACUACUCAUCUCCUAUGUGCCAACCUCCAGCAUUUUCCCAAUCGCAUCCAAUAGGAAACAACUCAACCAAUACGUCAAAUAAUGAACAACCACCAUCACAACCUCCUCCGACAAUUUACCCAUUGACAAUGCAACCAUCAAUAUUACCACCUCCAAUGAUUCUAGUACCAUAUCCAAUUAUGCUACCAAUUCCAAUACCGAUACCAAUACCUAUACCAUUACCAUUUCUCCAAAAAGAAACUGAAAACACCAACAAUGAUGUUAAAGACGAAAAUAAAUCAUAAAUAUGUUUAAAAAAUACGUAGUAUAUUUUACGCUAUUAAAGUAACCAAAAACAGCAAAAUAAAGGGGGAAAGGUUCAAUGCCUACAGAGCAUAAUUUCUAUAGAUUUAAAUACACUGAAUUAAAAAAAAAAAAAUCAUUAUUAAAAAGUAUUCAUUAAAUUCUAUAACAUGCUACGUGCUUAGGCAAAAUAUAUAGAAACUCAAAUGAA